Aspergillus ochraceoroseus IBT 24754 is the source of this 1131-nucleotide messenger RNA. RefSeq lists its product as uncharacterized. The transcript has 9 exons. The coding region runs from base 1 to 1131 and encodes 376 amino acids. The record is from RefSeq and is a predicted model, not a curated record. NCBI's taxonomy places the organism in Eukaryota, Fungi, Ascomycota, Eurotiomycetes, Eurotiales, Aspergillaceae.
AUGCGGAGUACGAUGGACACCAAGCGCGAGAUAACGGGCAAGAGAGCUCGUUCUCUGGGAGCCGAUUGGCUUCCUGCAUUGUCUUUGAAUCUGCCCAACGUCGAGAGGCGAAGUUCACCAAGCCAUACUGGGAAAUUGAUUGACUGUCAAGAUGGUCUGGUCAAUGAUUCUGCCCGGCAUGAGUUGGUGAUACGUCACCCAAGCUGGUCAAUACCUUGGGUUGCUGGCGGCCGCAUUCUGGGCAUGUUGAAGGGCUCUCUUUCACCCCCAGGUCGGAUCAUCAAUCAACUCUCACUUACGUGGUACUCGGGGGCAACACAAGUGAAUGAAGACAAAAUUUCUCAGCUCUUCACUUCAUCACUCUCUGUCCCAAAACACAUCCUCCACCCACCUCUCUCCAUUGACGUCUUCUACUCAUUCUCAUCUCUGAUUUCUAUUAGGGGAAUCCAUCAAAAUGCCAGAUACAGAUAUGAACCCGAUGUCGAGAUUGACUUCAGCGCUAUUGCGCCUGAAGAGGAGCUGGAACCAGAGCAGUCUACUGUUCUCUCAACGAACAAGAGAGACCUCCAAAAGGAGCUGAGACUUGAAUCGGAAGAAGAUUCUUACUUUUCGAAGCUGGCGAACUUUCCUGAUGUCAAAUUGAUUUGCGACACUGAGCACCCCUUAAGGAGAACCAGCGCUUACCUCUACUUGAGAAAUAACCGGAUGUAUGGAAUUACAGCAGCACGUUUCGUCAGAAGUUUGAAAAAAGCAGACCAGCAAGAUCUAGCGGUCCUGCGGGGGAAACUCCUCGAAAGGUUUAGAGGGGAGGAUGACGCAAACCUCGAGUUAGUCGCGUUAGAGAAGAUCUCAACGUUGACACAAGAGGGUCAGUCACUGAAUAUCUACCUUGAAGAGGCACGGGACAUCUCUUACAUCCUUCCUACUGAAGAAAAAUGGAACACUCUCCUAGCAAGGGGAGUGGUUCUAGGCCUAAAGGAUCCACUCACAGUAUUGACACCCCACUUGAUAGUGUUACGGUCUUGCCAGAUAGCACCAGUGGUCAUAUCAACCUCUCCUGCCCCUCCGAGACCGAGGAAACAAUUUUGCCCUUUUGGCUGGCUGCAAUUUGAGAAGCUUGCUGAUCUCUAA